Messenger RNA from Anopheles coustani, 1676 nucleotides. Its product is annotated as ER membrane protein complex subunit 2-like. Gene Ontology annotation, biological process: protein folding in endoplasmic reticulum. The coding region runs from base 144 to 1067 and encodes 307 amino acids. NCBI's taxonomy places the organism in Eukaryota, Metazoa, Arthropoda, Insecta, Diptera, Culicidae. Gene Ontology annotation, cellular component: EMC complex. The transcript has 4 exons. Gene Ontology annotation, molecular function: protein binding. The record is from RefSeq and is a predicted model, not a curated record.
ACAGUCCCGGAGGUCUAAUUUGUUCCAUUGAAGGUGUUGAUCGGAAAUUUGUUAAUUAAAUUUAGGGUUUUCCUGCCAACCGGACCGAGUCGCAUAGUAUUUGCCUAUGUGAAUUAGGGCAACCAACCAACAGCGUCGCGAAAAUGUCUUACAAUGUGGAAGAAAUGAGUUGGUCGGAUGUACGGAAUUUGUUCCGAAAGUGGCGAGACGAUAAUGAAAGGAAGAGCGAAGACGUUAUGCAGCUUUGGGAUGCCAUACUGUCUAGCAAACAGGGCAAGCUCGGGAACGAACGUCACCUGGUGCUAGAGCAGGUUAUUAUCGCGGCCCUCGAUUGCAACCGCGUCGAAACGGCAGAACAUUGUGUUAGCAUACUUUCUGCCGAGUUUCCCGGCAGCCUACGCAUACAGAAGUACCGAGCGAUGUUGCUCGAAGGGCUAGAAAGGUAUGAUGACGCUCUCGACGAGUUGGAACACAUUAUUCGGAAAGAUGAAACGAAUGCGGCACCUCGGAAACGCAAGGUGGCCCUCCUCAAGGCGCAAGGGCGUACUGCGGAGGCAAUCAAAGAGUUGUGUGAGUACAUGAAAAUCUUCAUGUCCGACCAAGAAGGUUGGCAUGAACUGUGCAAUUUGUAUCUGGCGGAGAGUGAAUAUGCUAAAGCUGCGUUUUGCAUGGAGGAACUGCUUCUUCACAAUCCACACAGUCAUUUGAUCCACCAGCGACUGGCCGAUAUUCGUUACACGAUGGGAGGUCUCGAUAACAUCGAGAUGGCCAAAACUCACUACUGCAAAGCGGUGAAAUUGAAUGUUAACAAUCUACGGGCCUUAUAUGGACUAUUUUUGUGCUGUGGGCACAUCACCAACUCCAAGGCCGCCAUUGCAAAGCGAAAGGAGGCACAGAAACUAGCACAAUGGGUCAUGGGACAGAUUCAGUCACGCACCGAACUCUCUGCGAAAGAUACCAAAAUGACCCAAACCAAAUCGGGUAAAUGUGGAAUCGACAGCAAUGGCGAACUACGAGCGCUGGAGCAAGCGUUUGGUGGUUUGGAUGUUGGAAAGUUGACUAAUUGACCAAUUUAUCCUGAAAUCAUCCCCAAUAGUGUGUAUGAAUCAUCGUUGAUCGAUAUAAUUAUUGAAGUUCAUUCUUUUAUCACACCUAGACGGCGCACUUGCUAUACACUACUUGCUAGUCCUAUCUAAUUUCACUUUCAAAGGUAUGCUAACGAUAUGAAAAAGCUCUGAAAAUUUAUUAUGUUCGAGUUUUUUGAAACCCAUCGAUUUAAAAGCGACGAAAUAGUAACGCAGCCAAUAGAAUCGCAAUUUUCCUUACCAAUGGGAUCGAUUAAUCUUCAUUCGUUAUGAGUUUAUAUCGUUUAUUCAAAUUACUGUAGAUGUCGAUAAUAGAAUGCAAAGUACGUAUUGUUCGUAAGGUAAGGAGAGAAAUGCAAAUUUUUACGUUGAUUGAAGGGUAAAUAAAAUUUUGGAUUGAUUUAGUAUCUAAUUGGCUCUUAUUAAAUUGUAUGGUAAAUCAAUUGAAUGAAUCUUAAUGAAGCUUUUAAGAAGUGUGAAGUUUUAUUUGCGCCAAUCUCAAUUAUAAUGCUUAUUGACUUAACUUGGAUAUUUCCAUUGCUUUGCUAUCGAACUGGAUAAGUAUCACGACGUAGGUACUAAUGUAACCAA